Molecule: messenger RNA, 5738 nt
Organism: Pelobates cultripes (western spadefoot toad)
Lineage: Eukaryota; Metazoa; Chordata; Amphibia; Anura; Pelobatidae
Source: the annotation of a GenBank genome assembly
AUGUCGGCCAAGGUGGCGGAUCAGGGACAAAGGAAGUUGCAGCAGACCAACGGGGUGCUGGAAAGUGUUUUACUUUUAGGGGGCAGGAACCCCAUAUGUGUUUUUAACACUAUAGGGUCAGGAACAAGUGUUUGUAUUCCUGACCCUAUAAUGUUCCGUUAUUGUGUUAGACGUGCUUCGUGCAAUAAUAUAAAAUUGUGGCCCAGUUGCAGUUUAUUAUACUUAUUCUUUUGAUAUACCUACAGGCUGGGACAUUUUCAGUGGCAAGCCAGGACAUAUUGAAAAGUAGAGAGAUCAAAAAAGCUAAACGGAGAAACCCUGGAAGUGAGGUGAAUUCAAAUGUUUUUUUGUUUUAACAUCAAUCCAGCUUUUUGGGGAUUUUGACUGUAAACCAGAAUUUUUAAUUUUAGGUCAAAAUAUGAGUUUGAUAUUUAAAUCUCUAUUUUGUAUUUACAUUUUAAAAAUAAUUUGACAAUUCUCACAAUUCCUGAGUUUCAUUAGUGUAAGUUCAGUAGAUGUGUGCAACUGUAUGAGACUGUUUGUAAAGGUAAACAUGAAUAUUGCAUAUUAUGUGUAACAGCUUGGUGAUUCAAGAGGAAAUCAGAUUAUCAUGUUAGUCAUGGAAUUGGAAAUCUUCAAGUAUGGGCUUCACCUUCUUCUGGAUCAACAGCAGUAACAGAUGCAUGAAAGGCUGAACUUGAUUAACUUGAGUUUUGUUUAUUAUUUUUUUGUGUGUCUUCAUGCCUAUGUCACUGUCAUCAUUCUGAAUAUCUCUAAUUUCAGUCUGAAAGCAGUGGUGCUUUUAAAGGAUUUAAAGGUCUAGUCCCAUCAUCUUCCGCUUCUGGGGUUUCCCUUACUACUUUUGGAAAUGGAUCAGGAUUUAAACCUACGACACUGUUGAGUAAUGGAUCCAGCACGCUAAGUACUUCCUUGUUCGUUAACUUGACGUCCACAACCAACACUAAGCCAGCUUUGGGUAAGUUAUUCAUUUUGCAGAGCUCAAACACAACCCACCAUAAGUAUUCUGUGGUUUUAUAUAGAAGUACUUCUAGAUCAAAUAAGGGACGCUGGUUGACUCCUAAAUGCUUUCUAGUUCAAAAGUCUUAAAGGUAUAGAAUUUUUUUUUAAAGAAAUUCGGCUAUGGUGACGUGUCUGCCAGCAAUGGUAUCCAUGUGUGUUAGUUCCUGUGUAGUCUCUUUUUGGUAGCUAGUGCCCCCUGUAAGUGGGUAUGGGGUGCUGAUGCCACGCCCAGUUCCAGUAGUUAACUGAAAAUGGGCCUAAAUAGGUUCAAUGCAGCACCCAGGUAUCACAGGGAGAGUGUUAAGUACAUCAGGGCUUGACAAAUUUGUUUUAAAUCUAGUAGCCAUUUUUUUUUUUUAAACUAACAAAGCGUUAUUUUCAACGUCCAAAUACAAUUCUUAAACGGAUACUAUAGUCAACAGAAUCACUACUACAUUAAAGGAGCACUAUAGUGUCAGGAACGCAAACAUGUAUUCCUGGCCCUACAGUGUUAAAAUCACUAUAUGGUUUACAACAAAAAGCCUAUACUUUACUUGCCAGAACUAAAUUUAGCUGUAGUUGUUCUGGUGACUAAAGUGUCAAAUUAUUGAAGUUGUUCUGGUGUCUAUAGCCUGUCCUUGCAGACUUUUCAUUGUAAACCGUGUUUACAUUGCUGCCUAGUAAGACCACUAGUAGAGGUGCUUCCUAGUCCAGUGCUGUAUGAGGAGGUGCUGAUUGGUGUAGUGCGAGAUCUAGAGAAACAAACAAAAAUGUGUGUUUUUGAGAUGAUUCCUCUUUAGUGAUUACAGUUGACAAAUUAAUUUCUUAAUGAAUUUUCAAAUAUAUAUGACAGUCCAAAAUAAAAAAUGAGUUUGAUGGAGUUGAGAUUUAUAGGAAGCAUGAAUUUAUGGCACUUGUAAUUUAAAUAUCUAUCUUCUUACAAAAACUGUCAACAGACCUAAAACUCCCAAUGCUUCUUGCUGAUUUGAACUGAGUUAAUGAAGAAAAACUGCUGGUUGGGAAGGCCAAGAAGUCCCUUUACCAGCAGAAUGUGUUGUAAAAAUGGGGGACUAGGACAGAAGAUGCAGAGUUGAGAUUCAUAAUGUUGCCAACAUUUUUGUUUUUAAAAACUAUACGAAUUGCACUUUGCAAUAAAAAUCUAAUUAUGAAGGGCUAAAUUAAAUGCAGUUGUUUGUUCCGACACUGUCCCUUCAAGUCAGUGUUUAUUUUCUUCUCUCCAGGAUCUUUGUUUGCAAAUGGCCCUUCACCCACCCAAGGUGCUGGUUCUUCUAGCACUGCAAAAACCAAUGGAGAAGGCCUUUCAUCUACCUCUGGAUUACCUCCAAAUAAGUCCAGUAACAGUGACUAUAGUAAACAGUUAAGCUCCUUGAACUGCUGCGUGCGUGACUGGAUUGUAAAACAUGUCAAUGCCAAUCCUCUGUGUGAUCUCACCCCGAUCUUUAAGGACUAUGAGAAACAUUUGUCUAACAUCGAACAAAAGUUUGGGUCUAGCACAGAUAGCGGCUCAGAAAGUGAUGGCACCUCCAAGCCAAGGCAGAAUCGGACCACUCCUUCAUUUGCUGCUCUCAAAAGCAGUAAUGAGUGCGCUGUUUCAGUUAACAAAGAGAGUGCAUCAGACAAGCAAGAAAAUAAACAGCAGUCUGUGCCUACCUUUAAUUUUGGCCAGAAAGUGGACAGCUCAGCUUUUACCUCUACGGCACCCAUUGGCUUUUCAUUCUCUGCUGGGCUGUUUGGAAAAGAUCUGAAGAGUGGUGCAACCACCUCUCCCACUUCAGUCCAGCCGACCGAAUCUAAUAAUGGUGGUGAUGCAGGUAAAAUCUUUUGUGCGAAUUGAUGACAUUUUGCUGUUUUUAGAUUUGUUUAUUUACAGUACACCUAGAAUUGGGGAAAAAAUGUAUUGUCCCUCUAUGAUCACAUACCUGUCUGAUCUGACAAUCAAUUCAACUUUAGUAAUUCGCUGUUCCUGCUGUUGUGAGUUACUAAUGCAAAGAGAAUCAAUUAUUUGGGAUAUUGACAGCUUUUCGUAGGGGCAGGGAGUGAAAUUUAAGUCCAGAUUGCACACAGAAACGUAGUCUAUACUGUGAGUAAUCAGUCUUACUUUUCACCUUGUGGUGGGUUAAAAACCUGCAUGUUGCUUACAUUAUUAUUGCCAUUUAUAUAGCAGAAUCCAUGGCUCAUUCUGUUUUUCACAAAUCUCUAUUCUCCUCCUUCCCCCAUUCCCCUUUGGUAAUUACAACAGAGUUGUAUCUGACUUGUGAUAGAAAUGGAAACUAUGAUAGACCUUCCCUGGCAGGAAAAAAUUCUGAUAACAUCUUCAAGUAUCCUCAUAUUGGAUCACUAGAAGGCAAAUCUAUAAAAGAUCACCAGGCAGGUGCGCAGUGAGGCAGCGCAGUAAAUCUGAUGCAGACUAAAAAGUGUUAUGCUUCCUUUAGGAGUUUAGCUUUAUAUUUUCUUCUGUAGCGAUGGCCAAAAGGUGGUUGAAUAAUGUUGUGGUAAUUGUAGUACUAAAACAUCGGGGAGUAGCUACCUGUUGACUGGCACCGAUAUGUAGUCUCUGGCAAUUUGUGCUGAUCUUGGCAUACAAUUUUCUUUGGAAAAGGGAAUGUGUCAAAGUUUUUAGUUCUGUGAAAAUUGUGCAAGAACAAUGAUGUGGUUUACUUUUUUUUUUUUUUUUUAAUCAAAUUAUCAGGAGCUGCAGAAGAGGAAGAGGAGCCACCGAAAGCUGUAAUUCAAGAGGUGAAGGAAGAUGAUGCAUUUUAUUCCAAAAAGUAAGUGAAGUUCUCUUCAGGUUUUUAAUCUACAUUAAGAUGCAAUAACAUGUAAGCUCAUUAAGCACAGCACUCGACCCAAUUGUUCCAGUGCGUCCAACUAGUCUGGUCACAUAUACUUGUUUGUCUACCCAUUGUGCAGCACUGUGGAAUUUGUUUGCGUUUUAUAAAUGUUUGUUGCUUGAAUGACCUGCACCAUUGCUUUGUUCACGUCUGCUCGUGUUAUCCUUGUGCCAAUACAUAAUUUUCUUAUUUCAGUUAGUUUCUCUGUCCAUGGUCGACCCAGACAUGGUCCUCUCAUGUUUUAUAGUAGUGCAUUGAGAAUAAUUGGAGGUGGUGAGGAAAAAAGUGCUUGAAAUAAAACCCAAUACUGCAUUUUGACAUAUUUCUCACACUGUAAAAUGUAGACAUAGGAGGUAGCCCUUGUCUUAACAAAACCUAGGAAGCUGAAACACUACUGCGUGUGCUUAUUUAAUACUAAAUAGCACCUUUUUUUUCUGUUCUGGCUCAUAAAGUCUGCAAAAUGAUCACCUCUUAAAAAGUACUGUGAGAUCUAGUCACUAAAUGCUGAACGCAGCUGGUUUUAGCCAUUUGGCUGUUUAUAUACUUAAGCAAAUAUUAUUUUUAUUAAUAUACUACACUAUAUUCUACCUAUUUGUUUUCUCUGCAUUUCUUAUGCAGUACAAAGUCAGAAUCAAGGGGUAUACUUCAUAUUCUUAAGUGGGGAUUGUACCGCUCACGUACAAGAGUUGAGGAUGCGAACGUAGAUACACUACACUAUAAUUCCAUACGUUUGUAUCUUUUCCUGUCACGGAUGGGUGUAAAUUGUAUAUAAGCCAUGUCUAGCCAAGAGUGACAAGUUUGAAUCACUUGGAAGGUGUUAAGUCAUUUGACUCAAGUACCCAGCAUGCUGCUUAUGAAGUGUUGUAGGUGGCUGGAACUGGGUACUUUGUUUUUUCAGUAAGUGUGUAGAGCCAUGUGUCUAACCUCUCUGCCUUUUAUCUAUAACCCCUAACAGUAUACUUUAGUCAGGCCAUAGAAUAUGAAUAUAUAUUUAUUUUUACGUUUUGGUUGGGUUACAGAUAGUUUCACUAGCAUGUAUCUCUACUAUGUUGUACUUUUACAUUGUUUUUAGUUGUGAAAAAUCUGAUUUUUGUUCCAGGUGCAAACUCUUCUAUAAAAAAGAGAAUGAGUUUAAAGAGAAGGGAGUGGGAACACUCCAUCUGAAACCUGUUGCUAAUGACAAGACGCAGCUCUUGAUAAGGGCUGACACCAACCUAGGUGAGUGACUCCAGUAAGGUGAUGUGAGAACCUGCUUUCUAUUUGCUUCUGUGUCUGAGUAUGUAAGAACAUGUCCUGUCUGUUAUAUUUCAAAAAUAAAAGCCCCAACAUGAACAUUGUUUCCUGUUUCGAAAUCUUAGGGAAAUUUGUCAAGACCUGAUCUUUGAAAUGUAAUGCUCACCGACUAUUGAUGUUUCUAUUUAUAUGUUAAAAUAGCUAAAUUUAAUAGAAACUCUUUCUGCAUUGUGAGGUGUGCAAUAUGCAUUGUGCUCUACUAGUUUCUGCUCCUGUUAUUGGAAGAAGCAUUUUGCGCAUAUGUCUUAUAUCCCCAAUGGUGGAUAAAAAAACCAGUACAUUGGUUACUGCCAAGGUAUAGCUCAAAAUCUUGUCUAUAUAAUAGAGAACAACUCUGUCCUGUUUGAUUUAUACAUGUUUUGAAGUUCAUGUUUUUUUUAAUUUAUUGUAGGUAACAUUUUGCUGAAUAUUUUCGUCCAGCCCUCUAUGCCAUGUUCAAGAACUGGGAAAAACAAUGUUAUGAUAGUGUGCGUUCCAAACCCACCAAUCGAUGAGAAGAACCCCACCGUGCCCAUCACUAUGUUAAUUAGGGUGAAAUCUGCAGGGGAUGCUGAUGAGCUGCACAAAAUUUUGCUUGAGAAGAAGGUGGCUUAA